Molecule: messenger RNA, 756 nt
Organism: Actinia tenebrosa (Australian red waratah sea anemone)
Lineage: Eukaryota; Metazoa; Cnidaria; Anthozoa; Actiniaria; Actiniidae
Product: hemicentin-1-like
Biological process (GO): homophilic cell-cell adhesion; synapse organization
Cellular component (GO): plasma membrane; neuronal cell body; axon
Molecular function (GO): axon guidance receptor activity
Source: RefSeq, a predicted model, not a curated record
AUGUUAUACGCAGCUUUGCCUCGUAUCAAUUAUCUGGAUCCAAGCCUUUAUGGUAAACGAGGAGAUUCAAUAACAUUAAGAUGUUAUGCCUCUGGAUAUCCAGCACCUCGUGUUGCAUGGACACACCAGGAUACCAAAAGAACAAUUACAAAUUCCAGUGUGACGUCAUUCAAAAUCACUGGUAAAGAAUCAGGGGGAAAGUAUUGCUGUCACGUGUCAAACGAUUUUGGGAAUGAGACCAAUUGCACGUCCCUUGAAGUGAUAGUUUUACCUCGUGUCAAGAAUCUAACCUUCCACCUUUCUGGUAAACAAGGAGAAUCAAUAACAUUAAGAUGUAAUGCCUCUGGAGAUCCAGCACCUCGUAUUACAUGGAUACACAAGGAUACCAACAGAACAAUAGCUAAUUCCAGUGUGACGUCAUUCAACAUCACUGGUAAAGCAUCAGGAGGAAAGUACUGCUGUCACGUGUCUAACGGUUUUGGGGAGGAGACUAAUUGUACGUCUGUUAAAGUAACAGAAUAUCAACCAAUAAAUGCAAAGCUGACAUCGGAUAUGAAAUUUGCCACAGCAAAUAAAACAUUUGAAGUAUUCUGUAAUGCAGACGCAUCUCCCCCAGCAAAUUACUCCAUCAAACAAGGAAAUAUAACAAUGGGGGGAUCACACAAAGAUGAGAAACUAGCUACACUUAUUGAGGGGAUCAUAAACAAGGGGUAUCGACAACGCAGAACAGAAUAUCUUAAGAGCGACUGUCUGUAA